This is a messenger RNA of Colletotrichum paranaense, 1110 nucleotides long. Its product is annotated as fructose-bisphosphate aldolase. The coding region runs from base 1 to 1110 and encodes 369 amino acids. The record is from RefSeq and is a predicted model, not a curated record. Gene Ontology annotation, molecular function: zinc ion binding; fructose-bisphosphate aldolase activity. NCBI's taxonomy places the organism in Eukaryota, Fungi, Ascomycota, Sordariomycetes, Glomerellales, Glomerellaceae. The transcript is spliced from 7 exons. Gene Ontology annotation, biological process: glycolytic process; gluconeogenesis. Gene Ontology annotation, cellular component: cytosol.
AUGGGUCUCCUGUCAGAGCUCAACAUCAAGCCUGGUGUCGUCUACGGCGAUGACCUCCUGAAGCUCUUCAACUACGCCAAGGCCAAGCAGUUUGCCAUUCCUGCUGCCAACGUCACCUCCUCUUCCACCGCCGUUGCCGCUCUCGAGGCUGCCCGCGAGGCCAAGUCUCCCAUCAUCCUCCAGACUUCCCAGGGUGGUGCCGCCUACUUCGCCGGCAAGGGCAUUCCCAACAGCGCCGACAAGCAGGAGGCUUCCGUCGCCGGUGCCAUUGCUGCCGCUCACUACAUCACCUCUAUCGCCCCCAUCUACGGCGUUCCCGUCGUCCUUCACUCUGACCACUGCGCCAAACUGACCUUCUACCACAGCAAGAAGCUUCUGCCCUGGCUCGAUGGCAUGAUCUCCGCCGAUGAGGAGGAGUUCAAGCGCUCCGGCCACCCCCUCUUCUCUUCCCACAUGAUCGAUCUCUCCGAGGAGGAUGUCGCCUACAACAUCGAGACCACCGCCAAGUACCUCAAGCGCUCUGCUCCCAUGAAGCUGUGGCUCGAGAUGGAGAUCGGUAUCACCGGUGGUGAGGAGGACGGUGUCAACAACGAAGACGUCGACAACAACUCCCUCUACACCCAGCCCGAGGACAUCUACGCCAUCUACCAGGCCCUGAGCCCCAUCAGCCCCUUCUUCUCCAUCGCUGCCGGUUUCGGUAACGUCCACGGUGUCUACAAGCCUGGCAACGUCAAGCUUCACCCCGAGCUCCUCGGCAAGCACCAGGAGUUUGUCCAGCAGAAGCUGGGCACCGACGACAAGAAGCCCGUCUUCUUCGUCUUCCACGGUGGCUCCGGCUCCGCCGUCGAGGAGUUCCAGAAGGCCAUCUCCUUCGGUGUGGUCAAGGUCAACGUUGACACUGACCUGCAGUGGGCCUACCUCACCGGUAUCCGCGACUACGUCACCAAGAACAUCGACUACCUGAAGACCCAGGUCGGCAACCCCGAGGGUGACGACAAGCCCAACAAGAAGAAGUACGACCCUAGAGUCUGGGUCCGUGAGGGCGAGAAGACCAUGAAGGAGCGCGUCAAGCAGGCUCUGUUCGACUUCAACGCCAACGAUGUUUUGUAA